AUGCAAUUACCAACACACGCGCCUUCGGGGCGGCUGCUCGCGACACUACUCGCCGUCCCCCAUCUCGCAUCCGCUUUCUACCUCCCCGGCGUUGCGCCCACAUCAUACAAGCAAGAUGACCCCGUCCCACUCAACGUCAAUGCUAUCCGCCCCGUAGCCGGGUCCGACGCGAUGCUUCACUCGGUCGUUUCCUACGAUUACUACCACCCGCUCUUCCAGCUCUGUCAACCCGCAGGUGGGCCACAAGAUGUCGGCGCAAGCCUAGGAAGCAUACUAUUCGGGGAUCGGAUCAAGACUUCACCGUUCGAGUUGAAGAUGGCCAAGGAGGAACCUUGCAAGGUGCUAUGCAAAACGACAUAUGAAAAGGGGGCGGCCGUGUUCGUGAACCAGCAGAUCCGGGACGGCAUCAGCCUUAACUGGCUGGUUGAUGGGCUUCCGGCGGGGCAAAAAAUUCCAGAUGAGCUGACGGAAACGGAGUUCUACAACCCCGGGUUUCUGCUCGGCCAAGUCACCGACGACGGCAACCAGGUCCAGUUUAACAACCACUACGACAUCAUCGUCGAGUACCACGAGGUUGCGGGCAGCCGGGAGGACUACCGGGUCGUGGGUGUCAUUGUAGAGCCAGAUUCACGCAAGUACGCGGGCCCUCCGGACGGGAAUAUCUGCGAGACCUCUACCGGACCUGUUGUCCUGAGCGAAUCCGAAGACACCGAAGUGCAAUUCACCUACGCCGUGCAGUGGGUUCCGUCCAAGACAGCCUGGGCCACCCGCUGGGACAAGUACCUGCACGUCUUUGACCCCAAGAUCCACUGGUUUUCGCUUAUCAACUCGGCCGUCAUCGUCGUCUUUCUCGUCCUGACUGUCAUGUCGAUUCUGGUUCGCGCUCUUAAGAAGGAUAUUGCGCGGUACAACCGGUUGGACCAGCUCAACCUCGACGACCUCUCGGGCACAUCCGCCAUCAUGGAAGACGGUGUACAAGAGGACUCCGGCUGGAAGCUUGUCCACGGCGAUGUCUUCCGCACCCCGAAACACCCCCUGCUCCUCUCCGUCUUACUCGGUAACGGCGCGCAGCUCUUCGUCAUGGCCGGUUUCACCAUCGCCUUCGCCCUCCUCGGCUUCCUCUCCCCCUCCAACCGCGGCUCGCUCGGCACCAUCAUGAUCCUCCUCUACACCAUCCUCGGCUUUGUCGGCGGCUAUGCCUCAGCGCGCAUGUACAAGUCCCUCCAAGGCGAGAAAUGGAAGCUCUGCAUCAUGCUCACCCCCUUACUCGUCCCCGGCAUCGUCUUCUCCAUCUUCUUCCUCCUCGACCUCUUCCUCUGGGCCAAAAACUCCUCCGGCGCCGUUCCCUUCACCACCAUGCUUGUCAUCGUCCUCAUCUGGUUCAUCAUUAGCGUCCCGCUGUCCUGCGCCGGCUCUUGGCUCGGUUUCCGCGCCCCGGCCAUCGAACCCCCCGUCCGCACCAACCAGAUCCCCCGCCAGAUCCCGCCUGUUACCAGCUACCUGCGCCCUAUCCCGAGUAUGUUGUUGGUGGGCCUCUUGCCGUUCGGCGCGAUCUUUGUCGAGUUGUACUUCAUCAUGAGUUCGAUCUGGUUCAGCAAGAUCUACUACAUGUUUGGGUUCUUGUUCUUGUGUUACGGCCUGAUGAUCAUGACCUGUGCCGCGGUCACUGUGUUGAUGGUCUAUUUCUUGCUGUGCGCGGAGAACUACAACUGGCAGUGGCGCUCCUUCUUGGCGGCCGGCACGACGUCUGGUUACAUCUUUUUAAACGCGCUGCUGUACUGGGUUAGUAAGCUAUCGCUGGGCGGGUUUGCGGGGAGUGUGCUGUACAUUGGGUACAGCGCGUUGAUCUCGUUUUUGUUCUUCAUCUUGACAGGGUCGAUCGGCUUUUUCUCCAGCUGGUUGUUUGUUCGUAGGAUCUAUGCCUCGAUCAAGAUCGAUUAG
This is a messenger RNA of Dichotomopilus funicola, 1941 nucleotides long. RefSeq lists its product as uncharacterized. The transcript has 2 exons. Gene Ontology annotation, biological process: vacuolar transport; protein localization to membrane. Lineage: Eukaryota; Fungi; Ascomycota; Sordariomycetes; Sordariales; Chaetomiaceae. The record is from RefSeq and is a predicted model, not a curated record. The coding region runs from base 1 to 1941 and encodes 646 amino acids. Gene Ontology annotation, cellular component: endosome; fungal-type vacuole membrane.